Vigna unguiculata (cowpea) is the source of this 1110-nucleotide messenger RNA. RefSeq names its product putative disease resistance protein At5g45440. NCBI's taxonomy places the organism in Eukaryota, Viridiplantae, Streptophyta, Magnoliopsida, Fabales, Fabaceae. The record is from RefSeq and is a predicted model, not a curated record. Gene Ontology annotation, molecular function: ADP binding.
AUGGCCUCAGACACUGCUGAAAUCCUUAAACAAAACUUCUUGGAAUUUUUCAAAGAUAUUGAGCUUUUCAACCUAUCACCACCCAUCACUUCCCUAUUGACUGAAAUAAACAAAGAAUUCGUAGAGAACACGGGAUUCUGGUCACCUCCACCUGUUGAAUCCCUCUGUCAUUUCUACCAACUGGAUCAUGCAAUUGGCGAGUGUCGAAUAAACAAGAAAACCUUCUCCAUAUUCUCGCGUUUUGAUCCAGUAGAACGUACCAACGACGUGUUGAAAGAUAUCAAGAAAAACCUCCAAGUCGUGAGGGAGUCCAAAAAUAAUAUCAAUGAAUACUCAACCUCCCCCUUGUUCUCUUCAUGCAGGUACCCCACAAGAAAUGAUGCACCAGACCUUUCAGUAUUCGACGGAGAAAUCGAAAAGAUCGUGAAACGGCUUGAAUCCAAUGAUGGGUUCAAGGCCAUUGGUGUUCAUGGAAUGUGCGGCACGGGAAAGACCACUCUUGCCAAAAUGGUUCUGAGUGAUCCACGAGUGAGAGAGAAGUACAAGAAGCCCAUAUGGGUGUGUUUGUACGACAUGCAAUCGGAAGAAGAAAUGGAUAUCAGGAUCGUUAAGGAGAUGUUGGCACUUUUGGAUGAUGACCCUGAUCUAUUGGCGGAGGAACCUGAAGAUAAGUGGCUGCUGAAGAAUCUUCACGAUAAACUCUUGCAUCAGGAGAAGUACUUGAUUGUGUUGGAUAGUGUGUGGCAUUGCAAUGAUUGGUUUAAUGAUUUGUUCUGUGUUGAUCAGAAUGAUGGUGAUGCGAGCAAAGAACUGUUUUCCCAAGCCUUGCCCAAGGACACUGGUGGUGCUGUUAUUGUCACCAGCAGACAAAAGGCAGUGACCACUACAUUGGUGCAUGAAGAGAAUUUGAUUCAUGUUAAGCCUUGGGAUGAUGAAAAAUUGAAGAAGCUUGUGAAGCAGUGUUUGAAAAGACAAGAGAAGAGUUAUGUGGAGAUAACUGAGGAAAACAUAAACUGUGUUGCUUAUCAUUGUCAUGGUAUUCCUUUUGUUGCUGCAACCCUCUCGGGUUGGAUAGCUGAGCAAAUCAUCAAAAAGUCAGAUUCUAAUUGA